This is a messenger RNA of Nicrophorus vespilloides, 2826 nucleotides long. RefSeq lists its product as uncharacterized. Bases 227 to 1978 code for a protein of 583 amino acids. NCBI's taxonomy places the organism in Eukaryota, Metazoa, Arthropoda, Insecta, Coleoptera, Silphidae. Gene Ontology annotation, molecular function: RNA polymerase II cis-regulatory region sequence-specific DNA binding; DNA-binding transcription factor activity, RNA polymerase II-specific. The transcript has 8 exons. Gene Ontology annotation, biological process: regulation of transcription by RNA polymerase II. Gene Ontology annotation, cellular component: nucleus. The record is from RefSeq and is a predicted model, not a curated record.
GAUUGGUCAUUAUUCCACGCUGGCUGUUCCGUGAGUGAGCAUCUAUACUGGUUCGGCAGUGAUCCAUUGGGUAGGCCACGAACAUAUUGCGACACUACUUGAGGCAUUGCGUCCAACCAAAUCUGCCGGAUUUGUAGUCGCGAGUGGACAUACAUACGGUGACUAUAAAUAACGCGCUACGAAGAAGACAUCAGUGUUGUUGAUAUGAAAAGGAAAAUCCAAUAAGAUGUCCCAUCUUUUCGACUACUUUGUUAAGGGCGAUGCGAACAUGGACGUAAGCUCAAUUCUUACUGACGACAUCAACAAUAUGGAUAUCCCAUUAGGAUUCGAGAACUCUGAGUACAUGAGCUCAGAUUUCUUUGAUUCUGUUUUGUCUAUGGAAAAGCAGAAUCUUGAUGUCUUGGAUGACAACCUGCUUGAUGCCAGCUAUGAGUUCAAUUCUAAUGAGAACACUGUGCAGUCCCCAUUGCACAGUGCAGUCUCUUCCUCAGACAACAGCUCCAUGGAUGAACAAAACUUCAAUAUGAUGAAUAUGAACAAUAUUACAUUAUUUGGAAAUGAAAAUAGCGAAACGCUUAAAGGAGACGAUUUCUUAUCUUUAUUCGGACAAGAGCCUACUUUGCAGAAUAACAUAAAUGAUUUGAUUGGUGUCACUAAUCCACCAAAAGUUGUUAUUCGUCAACCUAAUAAUAACACAAAGAAAGUUAUUGUUUCAAAACCAAUAAACACACAAAGUAAAAAGGGAUUCCAACCUGGAAAGAAACAAGUCAUUAGGGUCCAAUCUAUAUCUGGAAAUGGAAGAUCUUUACUGCUGCCGGUCAAUGUGAAAAAUAUGAAAAAGUUUAAAAUCAUAAACGCGAAUGAUUUGAAAAUGGACAGCAUAAAGGUUUUGCCGGCAACCUGUCAACAGGUGAUUAAGAAAGUUGAACAGUAUGCCGCCUCCACUUCUUCGGAGUCAGUCGAUGUUUCAGAUAUUGAGGUUGACAUCGAAAAUCUAGGAAGCGAGAGAAGCUAUCCGCCUUUGGAGUUAACUGCGGAAGAAAAGAGAUUGCUUUUCAAGGAAGGUAUCAAGCUACCGACACACUAUCCGCUUACCAAAAAUGAUGAGAAGGAACUGAAGAGGAUCAGGAGGAAGAUCCGCAACAAGAUCUCUGCACAAGAUUCGCGUAAACGCAAGAAGGAGUACGUCGAUCAGCUGGAAGAAAAGGCUAGGCGUACCGAUGAGGAGAAUGAAAUUUUAAAGAAGCGCGUUAAGUUGCUUAAUAAAGAAAAUACCAAACUUUAUGAGCAACUAAAGAAACUGCAGGAGCUCCUGUUCAGUUCGUCUAGCAAGGCUACGCCUACGACGUGCUUGAUGAUCGUACUGUUCUCUACACUCUUAGUCUGCUUACCGAACAUUAAAACGUCCGAUAAGAGCGAAUUAGAAAUCGGGGACCAACAGCUGAUCUCGGCUAGAAGAGCCCUGUUAUUCAACACACUCAAUAAGGAUGAGGAUGAUCAAAGCCUCGAGGAGUUUUUGGUGUUUAAUAAAGAGGAGGAGAUGCGUUUCGAUGAGGAAGAGAAGGAGAACGGAACAAAUGCGUUCGUUAAGUAUUUAGGAGAUCUGUCCAAGAAGUAUGAGGGUCUCAUAAAGUCGAAUUGCACGGAAAUUCUUCAGGGCGGGUCGCUGCAUGACUUCUGCAAAAAGCACGAGGACGAGUUCAAGCUUGCCUUACAGAAUUUGCGAUCGUUCAUGGAGACGAGCAAAUCGGAGGAUAAGAAGUUCAUAGAACCGGACAUAUCCGACGACGAAGGCGAGAUCAUGCCAAUAAGACGCAGCUCGUACUUGUCAGACGACGAUGAUCCGCCGACUAAAAAGAUACGCAUAUCCAGCGAGAAUUUGGACUACGAUAAGGCAAGUCCGGAUUCGAUUUUGGAAUUCGAAGUCAAGUCCAAGGAGCCGAAAACUUUAAAUUUAUCUAAAGGUUUUCAAAUCUAAUGUGUUUGGAGCAUGCAGACACGGCUGGCGAAGAGGUCGCCGAUUUAUUGUUUUGGACAUCAUAAAAUGAUGUUUUGUUUCAAAUUUUAUUAUAUUGUUGCACUAUGUUCGGUGUAUAUUUUAUAUUUAUGUAUAUAGAAAUUUUCUUUUUAGUGAUCUUUCCACUUACAUUUUAAGAUAAAUCUUAAUUACUCACGAUGUAAAUACGCACCCUUAGUCUAUAAUUUCGUUUUGUUUCCUCUAUGUUCUUUCAUUCUCUCGGUUACUUACAUAAUUAUAUACAUAUGUAAUAGAUAGAGUAACUGUUCCAUAUAUGAUAUAUGAUGCAUUCUAGAAGAAACUACGAUAUAAAUAUAUAGAUUAUAAAUGUAAUAAGAUAGGUUUAAUUGGUGCGAUUUUAAUUUGUGCUUUUCUGUGAAUUUUUAAAGACUGGAGAGUAGACGCAAUUUCACUUUUAUUUGUGCAAUGGAUUAUUAUUUUUUAUGAAUAAAUUUAUUUAAAAAUUAUGAAAAAUUACAGAUUAUACUAAUAAAAAUAUAUAAUAAAUGUUACACAAGCCACGAAAACUGCGUUCUUAGAUUGCCCACAAUCACAGAGCGUACACGCUUUAUCACGUUACGCUGCAACGAUUGUAUAUGUAACUAAAUUAUCUAAUCGCAAUUAGUACUAUCUGCUUAUAUUUCAACAGAUAUUGAGAAUAUUCUACAGCAUGUUACAGUUAAACGCAUAUAUAUAUAUAUAUUUAUGUUAUGUCAUCCAUUACAAUAAUCAAUGCAAAUUACUUGUAAAUGAACAUAUAAUAAAGAAUACCUGGGAUAAUAAAUAGUAUGGGUUAUAACAGUGAUUCU